AGUGUCAUGGCAUGGCAGCAGAAGAGAACCUCUACGGACCGGUUUAAGUCGAUAUCUCGUUUGGCUGGGGGAUCAAGCUGUUACCUACAGGUACUACAAACAAAGGCAACACCAUGGCUUCUCCCGUCGCCGUCAUCACGAACCCGGCCGAUCCCAGCAACCACUUACUGUUCUUCCUCAAUGGCAGCACGCAGCAGCUCGCCAUGGAAGUCCGCUCGGUUGAUGGCAGCACGCCCAUCACGCCGUUUGUCAACAACGGUCCUUCAACGGGCUCCAUCCAGGUCAACCCGCUGGCGGCUGUUUUGAAGAAGAAUGUGCCAACCGUCUAUGGCACCUCGCAGCCGCAGGGCAAGUCAGGGCCGACCUACGUGUCCACGGUUUCGCCAUAUUACAAUCCCAUCAGCCAGGACAAGGGCGCCCAAACCACCACGCCGGGUCUGGCGGCCUGCAGCAACGGAGAUGCUAACGACUGGGUGUAUUAUCUCCGGCAGCCUGACGGCCAGGUAGGCUACCAGGUGACCGAAUUCCUCGUCGACGGCAUCAACACAACGCCCAUGUCGUCCUGGACUAGCGCGGUAGCCAGCUCAAACAGCAACCUCGCAGCCGUCUACUUCAAAGCCAGCCAGGAACGGUUUGUCAUAUACUCCAACACGGAGAAAGAAACCCGACAAAAGGGCCUGUACUGGGUCAACUCGAACGACGCGACAGGCUACCCGAUUCGGACAACCUCGGGCCUGCAGCCCGGCACCCCGCUGGCCCUGACGUCGAUGGAGGAUAAGGACAGCCUAAGCCCGUACCUGAAUAUUUACCUGUACUACAUGGACAACAACAUGCAGCUGAAUCGGGUUGUGGGACGUGCCAGGGACUCCUCCAUCACCUGGUUCCAGAGCAAUGUUGAAUCGACGAACUUCGUCUACUAUAUCAAGGAUGGCGGUACUACGUUUGAGCGCUUCCAAGAGACUGUUCAACCGGGCUGGUUUAAGUCCCCGCCGGCGCUUGAGGAGGAGGAGAUGGUCCAGCGUCCGGCCCCGGAUCACGACAUGGGAAGCUAGAUAGUACGGGGUAGUAGCCUGAACGUCGCUU
This is a messenger RNA of Canariomyces notabilis, 1083 nucleotides long. RefSeq lists its product as uncharacterized. The transcript has 5 exons. Bases 114 to 1052 code for a protein of 312 amino acids. The record is from RefSeq and is a predicted model, not a curated record. NCBI's taxonomy places the organism in Eukaryota, Fungi, Ascomycota, Sordariomycetes, Sordariales, Chaetomiaceae.